UUACUAUCAUUAUUACUAUCAUUAAACAACGAAAAUACUAUCUUUACGGACAAUACCCAUCUCAUAUCUUCCAUCUUCCAUCUUCCAUCUUCCAUCUUCUCAAUUCUACAUUCUGUAUUCAGAGUCAGCCCCGAGUCUAGCAAUCAAAACACCCAGCCCUGUGCAGAAUCUGUAUGAGAAAAAGGGUGUCUAUACCGACAUAUCCUUCACCGUCUCACAAAUCUCACUCAUAUCUACGCCAAUCCAUCCCUCCAUUCACUUCUACCAAUUAUCUUUUUUGCCUCCGAUCUUUGGAACGGAUUCAUUUCUCCUCAUUCAAUUCCUCUUCUAGAAAAUAACCAAUUCGAAUCUUUCAAAAGUUCAAAACCAACCCUUUUUUAUAUGCGAACAUCAUACUAUACCAUCCAUCCAUCACAUUUGAACUAUCAAUCUGCAAAACCCUCCGAAUAUCCUCCGCCGUUGUUCCACAUUGUAUCGCUAUAAAAAGUUCCAGAACAAUAUAAAAAAAAGAAAAGGACUAAAGAGAGAGGAAAAAAGAUUGCGACCGUUAAACCACAGCCCUAUUACUAUAUUCAGCAAACGCUCCGAAAAUAACUCGACUUCGAGUCCAAUUCAUCUUUGUUCUUGCUAUGCAACGGUCCAUGCGCAACAAUUGUCGAGAAGGUUUGCGACGGAAUUCAAGGACUUCCCAUGGAAAUAUAUACAAUUCAACCAUCAACGUUAUAUUCAAUUGAACAGGUGCACGCAAAACCUGCGAAAAGCAAUAAACCCUCGCUCGUCCCCUCCACGGAGGUAAGACGGGCGUGGUAUCCCUCUGGUUCGGCCUUCGAUUUCAAGAUAUCAUCAUGACCAUAUACUCUAGCCCACCACCCGCUCGAAGUUUCUACGACGAUAAACCUACACUUCUUGUUUGUUGGUGGUGUACGUUAUUUUCCGCCGUUAUUAUAAUGUUUCGGGUUUGUGGAAGAUAUAUCAGGACGGAAAAGUUGUUUAAAGAGGAUUGGUUGGCUUUGGCUUGUCUUAUUCCUUUGUUCUGUCGUAUGGCUUUGGUGCAUGUGGUUUUACUAUUUGGAACAAAUAAUGCCAUCAUUGAGGAUUUUUCAGAGAGAGCUUUAUAUCGAAGAGCUAUUGGAAGCAGGCUAGUAUUGGUAUCUAGGAUAUUUUAUGCUGCGACGUAAGUUUAUUUCAGACUUUCUUGUUACUUGUUUCUUCUGUCGUGUUACUUUAAACUCUAUUCAGUCGUUAACAUGUUUCUAGACUUUGGAUGCUUAAACUUACAAUUAGUGAAUUCUUUAAAAGACUCACAAUUAAUAUUUGGACAAGGUCACACGAACGAACCUUGAUAUUCAUUCGAUGGUUUCUUCUCGUCACUUUCAUCGCAGUGAUAAUAGCAGAUAUUUCCGAAUGUCAACCUAUCAAUCAUUAUUGGCAAGUCACGCCUGAUCCAGGUGCAAAAUGUCGUCAAGGAUAUGCACAACUCCUUACAAUGGGAACAGUCAAUGUAUUGACUGAUCUCCUACUCGUUCUAUUUCCCGUUCCUAUCAUCAUUGGUUCGACCAUGAGGAUAAAAAGAAAGAUUCAAUUAGUGUUAUUGUUUGCUGGUUCAUUGAUACCAGCUGGAAUAACACUAUAUAGAAUUCCGGAAAUUAUUGAUCGACAUGGCCUUCAACAAUAUCGAUCCUUAUUAGCUUCAGUCGAAAUUCUUUUCGCAACCGCUGUCGCCAAUGCACUUAUUUUAGGUUCUUUCGUGAGAGAUCGAGGUGUCAAGAAACAAAAGUGGAAAUUUGGUUCCAUAACCGAUACACUUGAUCGUACCACAUCUCGACGUGGAACCGCAGCUCGUCAAUGGGGAAGUGAUGAGGAUCUCGUUAGAGGCUUAGGACUGGGUGUAAAUCCAGAAUUAAGAGGUGUUUUUGAAUCACCCCCUCGUCCAGCUCCAAUGGCUGUGGCUGGAAAUAUGCCAGUGAGAAGUCAGCGAUUUGAUUCAGUCGGUGAGAGUGAUUGGCGCUUUCCAAGUGAUACAAGUGACGAGAUUGAUUUUGUUAAAUCACCUCCUCGUCAUGAGUCGGAAGAUUUAACUUCAAUGAUGUCACCACGUCGCGUCUCAUUCUUCGAUGUAGGUGGAUUACUCGAUCAAGAAUCUCCGAGAAGAGUUAGUUCUACUAGAACAAUGGAUACUGAAUAUACUGGCGAAUCAAGUACCCAAGGCGGUGGCCCCGUUUCGACUACCUGGUCAUUUGAAAAUGGAUUAAGUCCAGCUCCACCAAGACGUGGUUCAAUAGCUCUUCUUCAGGAUAUUGGUGGAUUAUUAGGACCGAGAACAAGAAUCCAGAGAAAUUCCAAUACGACAUAUGAACUCGAGACCAUUUUACGAGAUAGAGUUCCUCCCACUAGUCAUCCUUCGCUUCCUCAUUCUCAUUCUAUGCCACCUCCUAUUGAUCAUUUAGCGAGACAACAAGAUAAUUUGAAUUUACAGGAUGUAGGGGGACUUUUGGGGAGAUGAUCACAUAUAAUUUACACAGUUGUACUCGUACACUGAGUAGAUUUCCUUGCGUCCUUUUAUAUCUACUUAUUGUAUCAUCAGCAUUUCUUUACGUUCGUUGCGACUUUAUACCUAAAUCCUUAUUACUUUUUUUAAUUUUUCUAUUUUCAUAUCAUAUCAUAUCAUGUCAUCUUUCUUUACUUUGCUUACCUACUAUACCUUUCCCUUUGUCAGAAGCAAUUGUAGCGAAAUUUUACGACAUUAUGAAAAUUGGGUGGCUGGUUUUGAUUUUGAUUAUUCCUGGAAUCGCUGGAUCUGAAUCUGGAUCUGGAUUUGGAUCUGAAUGGAUUUUGGUAUGGGCGAGUGAGCUGAUCUACGGGUUGGAUUGGAUUGUAUUAGCAUGGAUGGGCGUUAGGGAGCAAAACGAUAUUGAUAUUGUUAUUGAUACUGAUACCAUCAUGGGGUUGGUCGGUCGGUUUUGUUACUCUUUUUUCCUUUUAUUACUGCUGUGGAUGAAUGGAUAGAUUGAUGGAUGAAUGGGUUGGAUCGUGGAUGGGAAUAAUGUUGAUUAGGAUUUGGAUUUGGAUUUGGGUUAUGUGAUUGAUGCACGCACGCCGGGGCGCGGAUUGAAGGUUUUGGGGGCUUGGAGUGAAAUGUGAAUGGAAUGGAAUGAUAAGCAUUUGUGGGUGCAAUGGAGGUGGAUUUAUGUAUAAUCAUUGAUUUUGGGAUGGGGGGCCUUUUGAUGU
Messenger RNA from Sclerotinia trifoliorum, 3228 nucleotides. The record is from the annotation of a GenBank genome assembly. Lineage: Eukaryota; Fungi; Ascomycota; Leotiomycetes; Helotiales; Sclerotiniaceae.